Molecule: messenger RNA, 559 nt
Organism: Gopherus evgoodei (Goodes thornscrub tortoise)
Lineage: Eukaryota; Metazoa; Chordata; Testudines; Testudinidae
Product: phospholipase A2 inhibitor subunit gamma B-like
Exons: 3
Coding region: 1-426 (141 amino acids)
Cellular component (GO): extracellular region
Molecular function (GO): phospholipase inhibitor activity
Source: RefSeq, a predicted model, not a curated record
AUGGAAAUGAAGGCGGAAGCCAGCAUGCCAGUGGGGCAGCUAAAGGAGAGAAACAGCAGUGGGGCUGGCUGCAUCGCUGUCAAGGGGGCCAGAUCCCCAAUUGGUGUGGAUCAGACCCAGAGGAAGGUGAGGGAGGGACAAAUCCAGGUGGCUUAUGUUCUCUCUCCGCCUCCAGGGGCCUGUCUGCAGUGUGAGGUUUGCUCUGGACCAGGAGCCAGCUGCACGGGUGACCUUCAGACCUGCGCUGUUGGGGCAGACACUUGUAGCAUCUCUCUGAGUGAAUCCACAUUGGCGGGAAUGAAGCAACAGAUCAUUAUCAAGGGCUGUGCAACAUCCAACCAUUGCACCGCUGGCCCCGUCACUAUGAACUUUGGGAACGGAGUGGCAAUAAGGUCGAGCAUCGCGUGUUGCAUGGGAGACGCCUGAUGAACAACCACAGUUACAGGUACGUCUCCCCAUCUCCACCUCUCCUCCCCAUCCCCUGCACCUCCUGCUGCCUGGAAGCUGCCUCAUGUUAACUUCCUGAGCCUGGUCCUCCUGCCCUGCGGGGGGCGCCCCA